Messenger RNA from Oncorhynchus masou masou (cherry salmon), 2980 nucleotides. Its product is annotated as solute carrier family 35 member D2-like protein. Gene Ontology annotation, molecular function: antiporter activity; UDP-N-acetylglucosamine transmembrane transporter activity; UDP-N-acetylgalactosamine transmembrane transporter activity. The transcript is spliced from 12 exons. The record is from RefSeq and is a predicted model, not a curated record. NCBI's taxonomy places the organism in Eukaryota, Metazoa, Chordata, Actinopteri, Salmoniformes, Salmonidae. Bases 61 to 1029 code for a protein of 322 amino acids. Gene Ontology annotation, cellular component: Golgi apparatus.
UCCCGUUUAGACUCAUCUAGAGAAGGAUAGAGAGUGGGAAAGAGGAAAGAGUGCUUGGGGAUGGCGGACAAAUCUCUCACGGUGUUCGUGAAGCUGUUCGCCGCGGUAUUUUACGGACUCAGUUCUUUUCUCAUCGUCGUGGUAAACAAGAGCAUCCUCACAAACUAUAGGUUCCCCUCGUCAAUAUGUGUCGGCAUCGGGCAGAUGCUGGCCACCGUGGUCGUGCUGUGGGUGGGCAAGGCUCUGAGGGUGCUGAGUUUCCCAGACUUCGACCAUAGUAUACCUCGCAAGACCUUCCCACUCCCUUUCUUGUACGUAGGGAACCAGAUAACUGGACUGUUUGGGACAAAACGGCUAAACCUGCCGAUGUUCACAGUCCUCAGGAGGUUCUCCAUCCUCUUCACCAUGAUGGCUGAAGUUCUGCUGCUCAAGAAGACAUUCUCCAGGCCUGUCCAGCUAACAGUGUUUACUAUGAUCCUGGGGGCAUUUGUAGCGGCAAGUGCUGACCUGUCUUUCGACCUCCAAGGCUAUGUGUUUAUUCUGCUAAAUGAUGUUCUGACUGCAGCUAACGGAGCCUACGUCAAGCAGAAGCUAGACUCCAAGGAGCUGGGGAAGUAUGGCUUGCUGUAUUAUAAUGCGUUGUUUAUGAUCUUUCCAACAAUGCUGCUAGCUCAACUCACUGGAGACGUUCAGAGGGCGGUGGAAUAUGAUGGCUGGUCAGACAUCCUGUUUCUCAGCCAGUUCAUCCUAUCCUGUAUAAUGGGGUUUGUGCUGAUGUAUUCUACAGUGCUCUGUACACAAUACAACUCAGCUCUAACCACCACCAUUGUGGGCUGUAUCAAGAAUAUUCUAGUGACAUACAUCGGGAUGGUGUUUGGUGGAGACUACAUUUUCUCUUGGACAAAUUUCAUUGGUUUAAAUAUCAGUAUUGCAGGUAGCCUGGUGUACUCCUACAUUACUCUGACAGAGGAACAGUCCAGUAAACCCUCUGAGAACGCCAUGGAGAUCAAGGGGAAAGUGGUGGUAUGACAUCAUGGUGACAUCGGUAUGCCAGAGGAAAAGUCACUGGAGAUCCUUUUUCAAAUGUUAAUGGUACAAGAGAACAUUCUAUUUUUGGUACAUGUUGUAUUUAUGGACUUAACAGCUGUGGUUACCAUAGCAACCAACUGGACACCCCACCAUGGCAACAGGCUCCUCCCACUGGACACGUGGAUUAGGAGGGCGUGGCUGGGGCAACAUGAUUUUAAAGGGUGCUUUUACUUAACUUCCUCAUGUUUAGUCAUUAGACGAUUACAUCAUGGAGAGCACGGUCUUCCCGUUUUUGGUGAAAUGGGUUCAUGGGGAUUGAAUUCUCUCCUGAUGUCAGAACCAAGUGGAAUGUGUGGAAUGUUCCCUCAAACAGGAAUGGUCCAAUGGAAUCUGAGGCAGUAUUAUGUGGGUGCUGGUAUGUGCAUAAGAUGUUGUCCAUCAUACAGUUGAAGUCAGAAGUUUACAUACAUACACCUUAGCCAAAUACAUUUAAACUCAGUUUUUCACAAUUCCUGACAUUUAAUCUUAGUAAAAAUCCCCUUGGGUCAAUUAGGAUAACCACUUUAUUGUCAGAAUAAUAGUAGAGAAUCACAUUCCCAGUGUGUCAGAAGUUUAAAUACAUAUAAUUAGUAUUUGGUAGCAUUACCUUUAAAUUGUUUAAAACGUUUCGAGUAGCCUUCCACAAGCUUCCCACAAUAAGUUGGGUGAAUUUUGGCCAAUUCCUCCUGACAAAGCUGGUGUAACUGAGUCAGGUUUGUAGACCUCCUUGCUCGCACACGCUUUUUCAGUUCUGCCCACAAAUUUUCUAUAGGAUUGAGGUCAGGGCUUUGUGAUGGCCACCCCAAUUCCUUGACUUUGUUGUUCUUAAGCCAUUUUGCCACAACUUUGGAAGUAUGCUUGGGGUCAUUCAACCCAUUUGCGACCAAGCUUUAACUUCCUUGAGAUGUUUCUUCAAUAUAUCCACAUAAUUGUCCUGCCUCAUGAUGCCAUCUAUUUUGUGAAGUGCACCAGUCCCUCCUGCAGCAAAGCACCCCCACAACAUGAUGCUGCCACCCCCGUGCUUCAUGGUUGGGAUGGUGUUCUUCGGCUUGCAAGCCUCCCCCUUUUCCUCCAAACAUAACGAUGGUCAUUAUGGCCAAAUAGUUCUAUUUUUGUUUCAAACCGUAGUCUGGCUUUUUUAUGGCAGAGCAGUGGCUUCUUCCUUGCUGAGCGGCCUUUCAGGUUAUGUCGAUAUAGGACUUGUUUUACUGUGGAUAUAGAUACUUUUGUACCUGUUUCCUCCAGCAUCUUAACAAGGUCAUUUGCUUUUUGUUCUGGGAUUGAUUUGCACUUUUUGCUCCACAGUACGUUAAUCUCAAGGAGACAGAACACGUCUUCUUCCCGAGUGGUAGGACGUCUGCGUGGUCCCAUGGUGUUUAUACGUGCGUACUAUUGUUUGUACAGAUGAUACCUUCAGGCUUUUGGAAAUUUUUCCCAAGGAUGAACCAGACUUGUGGAGGUCGACGAUUUCUUUUGAUUUUCCCAAGCAAAGAGGCACUGAGUUUGAAGGUAGGCCUUGCACAGGUACGCUUCUGAUAGGCUAAUUGACAUGACAUAAUUUUCCAAGCAGUUUAAAGGCACAGUCAACUUUGUAUGUACACUUCUGACCCACUGGAAUUGUGAUACAGUGAGUUAAGUGAAAUAAUCUGUAAACAAUUGUUGGAAAAAUGACUUGUCAUCCACAAAGUAGAUGUCCUAACCGACUUGCCAAAACUAUAGUUUGUUAACAGGAAAUUUGUGGAGUGGUUGAAAUACAAGUUUUAAUGACUCCAACCUAAGUGUAUUUAAACUUCUGAUUUCAACUGUAUCUGAAAGGAAAGACUGUUUAUAUUGUCAUUCUCCAGUAUUUCUGAAUGUCUGCUCUGGGUUUUAUAAAGGGUUUGUAUGUGUGACUGGGUCUCUGUAGAGGCAA